CCCCUAGGCAUGAACAAGCCGAGGGACAAGAACAAGGCAACUUUUUGCCUUGCUUCUCUCCUGCAGUCGGGAGGAAGCCUGUGAGGAAACCAGGUGGCUUUUUGGUUAGCGUUCCACCAGGACUGCCAUGUGGAAAUAGUCCAGUAGGUGACAUGUUGCCACAGUAAAACAUGGCAGGUCUCUCAGUUGCAGGUCUUCUGUGGCGAGGAUUAUGACACAAGUUCCUGCCCCGUAGAGCAGAGACAGCAGUAAAGAUGAACCCAGAUUCUCUGGAUUCGUCCAUCCAGAGUGCCCUCUCGGCCCUCUACCCACCUUUUGAGGCCACGGCGCCCAUCGUCCUCAGCCAGCUCUUCCGCACCAUCGAGGAGCGCUACCAUGGCGAUGCCCUGCAGUGCCUGCUCGAUUUCCUCAUCCCCUCCAAACACUUGCUGGAAAGUGUCCAGCAGGCGGCAUGUGCUGGCUACUCGGAUGUGGUUUUCCGCUGCGAGGGCUGGCCUCUCUGUCUCCACGACAAAACCGUCGUCCAGCUAGCACCAGUAAACCCUCUGCUACUGCGCCCUGGAGACUUUUACUUCCAAGUCGAACCCUUUGGCGAUCAAGCAGCCCGUAUUGUCCUCAAAAGUCUUCUGGAAGAAGGAUGUCGAGAAGUGGAGCAGACCCCGAUCCCUGAGACGUCCUACCCGUGCAUCUUCACCGAAGACUGGCUGCGGGAGAUCAAUGAAGGACGCCACGGGACUCCUCUGUCCCGCUGUUUACUUUGCACUGACCAAGGAGUAAUCAAGCUGCCGUGGGCAGAAGUAGCCGUCCCGGAGUUUUUGGACAAGCCAAAGGUUCAGACCACACAUCAGGAGGCUCCCGCUGAGCCAAAGCUGGUAUCAGUUCCUUGCACUUACAGCGCCUCCACUCUGCCGUUGGAGGCAAGGAUUAUUCCGUUAAAGGACAGGAUGUCAGCAUCUUUAAGACCUGUCGACCCUUCUUCGAAACUUUUCAGAUCACAACAUAAACAAAUCCCUAAAUCCUUUCCCAAACCCUUAGUGAAACCUGUAGGUUGGGUGUCGCCCAAUACCUGGGACAGCCGCAACUAUCCAGAGAGUGAAGGUGAUUAUGUUGACUUGGUGGAUGUUGCUAAAGAAAAGCAGUUCAUGGUAAACCAUGGCAACCAAUCACAUCUGCCAAAUUCAGUCUUGGUCAAACCUGUGAGACCACGUCCAUCAGAACUUCUGGGCAGUAGCCUUUUUGGUGGACACACCCUUCAGUAUGUAGAGGAGCCUUGCGCUCCAUGCAGCCAAAGAAAUCUGGGGACUAAUACCUUGGAGCAAGAGGCUAAGUGCAGGUAUAGAGACUCUUACCUGGCAGCGCUGAGUCAUCCUGUUGCUUUUGAGAAGGGGAGUGUUGACCUCCUUGCAGCGCUGGAGGAGGUUGGCCUCUGCGAAGAUUUGGACUUAAGAUCUGAGGCGGCGUUUGAAGACCAAAACAAUGUACUUGGACAGUUUUGUAACCACUGUAAAACACCCGUGUCAGGCCAAUGUAGACACUGUUGUGAGCCAACAAUGGAAAUCGUUGGCUCCCAUCACAAAAAUAUUCCCCCCAGCUCUGAACCAGAGGACACGCUAAAGGAAUCCCCAAUUAUUGUGGAAUCAAGACCUGGUUUGAAUUAUAGUCAUAACAUUCAAACCGAACGUAUCUCUCAGGACAAGCGGCACCCUGAAUCACGACUCGAUAACUGGGAUGGUCAGGACGUAAAGUCACACCAGAAGGUGGACGUUGUUAAACCACCAGGGAAACACAAAUCCAAACCUAGGUCUCUGUCCACUGUGUCCGACACGCCUCAAGGAAGUCCACUUUUCUACAAAGUCAACAACAGGAGCCACAGUGAUAUUUGUCCAGAAACAGUCAACAGCAUGAUGCGGUGCAACAAAGAGGAACUGCUGACUCCAAAGAUGAACUCCUCUAAAAAAGAUUUUCGAUCACAUGGAAUUGAGACUCCGCCCACUUCAGACGGACCACACGUGAGACUCCACAACCUCAAGACACAAGUCACGUCUUCUUCUCAGCUUCCGUCCGUCAGUUCUAACGCGACUCCUCAAAGUCUGGGCUCCAGUUUCCAAAGCGUCAGUGGUUUGCUUGAGCUGGGUGUCAUUUGUCUACCAGGCAGCCGGGACAAGACGGGUAGGGCAGUGGUGGAGCUUCACUGUGACAAGGAGCAGACCUCACCUCCUCUAUCAGCCCAGAAUAUCUGCGAGUUGCUGCUUUAUCUCCACUCCAUACCAAGGAAAGAUGUACGCGAGCUGGGACUGACUCUGGUCAUCGAUGCCAGGAAGAAGGCCCCCCCGCCUCAUCUCUACACGGCUCUGCUCAUGGCCCAGGAGCAGGCCCUGCAUGCGGUGCACUGCAUGGUGGUGCUGCUGGACAAAGACACGUCUCCACGUCCUGACAAGCAGCCUGGUCUCCAGAUGGACCUGGUGACCUCCAUGAAAGGUCUCUACAAGACCGUGGACGCUUCGCAGUUGACCCCUGACCUGGGAGGAACCUUCGCCUACAGCCACACGGCUUGGCUGCAGUUCCAUCAAAGACUGAUUUCCUUCAUGGCUGACCUGCGAGAGGCUGACGGUUUGUUGCAGAGCGCCAUCGCCAACGUCAACAACCUGAACGACGCCCAGGAAGUGCGGCGGUGCGUUCAGGAGCAGAGAGACCUGAUGAGAGAGGUGCUGAAGGACGCCGGACUGGUCGCGCUGCAGAGGGAGGGAGGGGCGGUGCUCGCCAGGAUGAGGAGGGAAGCGUUCCGGUUCCCGCAGUCCAGGGACUACAGGGAUGCUCUGGAGUCGGUCACACUUCUAUACAACCAAGUGGAGGAGAAGCUUCACAUGUUGGUGAUGAGAUCCAACGAGUCGCUCCAGCAGUUGGAGGUCCUUCUGGUCAUCAAGGAAAUGGAGGAGAAAAUGAAAGAGGCUGCUACGUGGUUCAGUGAAGAGGGUGAACACGGGCUCAAGGUCUUUGCCUUCAAAGAUAACGUCUACGCAGAGAACGUCACGAAGCAGUUUGACACCUUCCACAGUCUGGCAAAGGAAAAGCAACAGAUUGCGUUGACUCUGGUGACUGAAGCAGAACAAAUUGUGAGCACCGGUGUCUCCUGUCCUGCAACAGAUGUCUUACGGAUUCGCAUCAAUACUUUCAAGUGCCACGUGGAUGACUUCAUGUCCCGGCUGGGAGAACUGGACACACUUGUGCAAGUGUACCGCUUCUGCGACCAAGCAUCUGCCUUGGCCAAGGAAUGCGGUGAGCUUUUGGAGCAGGUAGAGCAGGGGUGUUACCCGGCUCAGGCCGGUCUCAGCACACUGCAGAUGUAUGGAGAGAGAUUAGGCCAUGAAUUCUCCACCCUGCGUUUCCAGGACUUCAAAUCUAAGGCCUGUUCUAUAAGACCGGGGGCUGCGGGGGCGACGAGUGCAUGGAAUGCAGCUUGGGUCCUUUGCCAGGAAGUCAGGCAGCGUCUUGAGAAGAUGCAGAAGAAGAAGAAGACGUGCAGAGAUAAGAAGCAGAACCAACAGACCACAGCUCGGGGGGAGGCUGAAGGAUCGAGGACAAAGACCCUGACCCGACAGCCAACCUCUCAGAAGGAUGUGGUUGAUAUCACUGAAAGUGAACAUGCCGCAUGGUUUAAGAACUAUUCGAAGGCAUUCUUGAAAGGGAAUGAAAAGAAAGAAACUCACGCAAUAAGACUUGUAGAAACUCAUAUCAGAAACUUCAAGUGUCAACUGGACACUAAAUGGAGGAGAAGAGGACACUGGAGUGAGAUCGACCUGAGGAGUACCGUCUCCGUCCAAGGGGACGCUGAUAUCCCAAUGGGCCGCAGCUUUGGUCGGUCUCUGAGUGAGGGGUCGUGUGUAAGCACUCCCAUGCAGUUUUUCACUGGCUUCGCACCCUCCAAUGUCAAACUCUGUCAGAGCGACGGGCCAGCGCUGAAACUCCAUCUGGAGGCCACGCCUCUCACCCAGACCACGUCAGAGAGUCCUGGUACAGGUGAGGAGCGUCCAGCCAAAGAGCAUGCAGCCUAUACCCAAAGCCCAGAAGACUUAAAGGGGACGUUACUCAUCUCGACUGAAAACAACAACAGCGAUGUUUUGAAACUGCGUAAGAUCAUGCAGGAGCUGCUGUCCACAGAGCGGGACUACGUGAAGGCUCUGGGCUACGUCCGGCAGCACUACUUCCCCGAGUUGGAGCGCGGCGACGUGCCGCAGGACCUCAGGGGCCAAAAGGGGAGCGUCUUCGGGAACCUGGAAAAGCUGCACGACUUCCACCGGCAUUGUUUCUUGGAGGAACUGGAGAAGAACGUGCAGGAACCCUUCAGGGUGGGACGCUGCUUCCUGCGACACAGGGAACAUUUCGCCUUGUAUGCCCUUUACAGCAAGAACAAACCCCAGUCCGAUCGUCUUCUCAUCAAUCACGGCAAGGCCUUCUUCAAGCAAAAGCAGCAGAAUCUCGGGGACAAAAUGGAUCUGUGGUCUUACUUGCUGAAACCCGUGCAACGGAUAAGCAAGUACAGCCUGCUGCUGCAAGACAUGAUGAGGGAGUGCAGUCCGGCUCAAAUCCGAGAGCUGGACGAACUCAAGGCCGCCUUGGAGGUGGUUCACUUCCAGCUUCGUCAUGGCAACAACCUGCUGGCCAUGGAUGCCAUCCACCAAUGUGAUGUGAAUCUGAAAGAACAAGGGCAGCUCAUACGCCAGGACCAGUUCUCCGUUACCUUUCGGAAGAAAAAAUGUUCCCGUCGUGUUUUCCUCUUUCAAGAACUCAUUCUAUUCAGCAAGACCAGGAAGACGGAUGUGGGGAACGACACAUACGUCUACAAGCAGUCAUUCAAGACAUCAGACGUCGGCAUGACCCAGAACACCGGGGUCACCGGCCUGUGUUUUGAGAUCUGGUUCCGGAAACGUAAAACCCAAGACACAUACACGCUGCAAGCAGCCAGUCGGGAGGCCAAGGAAGCUUGGACCAAGGACCUGGAGCGGAUCCUCUGGGAUCAAGCGCUACACAACCGAGAGGUGCGCAUGCAAGAGCGCGUGUUCUUGGGGAUUGGAAGUAAGCCCUUCAAAGACAUCCAGCCCAGCGAUGCAGCCAUCAGUGACAGAGCGGUCCACUGUGGUCUGAUAGGAAGAGAAAACAAAGUUCUGUCCUAUGCUGGACCAUAUGGACCACACAAUGGGCUUCCAGGUGCACGACCAAAGUCUGCCGGUUCAGGCAGUACUUCGUCCUCCUCUUCUUCCGGAAGAGGUUCACUGUCCCCUACGGCAUAUCUUUGUGUGCCAAAGCGGAGGGUGCUAUCGAAUAGCUUCGAGGGCUACAUAUCGCCACCUGGGGUUCUAGAGGAGGAUGACGUGGACCAUGAGAGUGGGAGUCACAACAUAAUGUUGGACAGCUCUGAGUCAUCGGGAGAAAGUGUCAGCGGCCUGAGCAGUUCUGCCCACAGCUUCCGCUCGGUUCUUGAAAGGGAAGCGGAGGAAGUGUCUCCAGUUUGUGCCACCGCCAUCGCCCAUCGGACGGAGCCUGGUGGACCCCCUGAGAAGAACCAACCAGUAGUUGCCGUUCAGGACGAGCCACAAAACAAGGCCAAGGACCUGCCCUGUGACAAGAACCCAAAUGUCGGAAAGUCCACUGAGGUCUGAACAACCACUUAAAGAGAAAAGCAGAAGGAAGUCCAUUUGAUAGCGGCAAAAACUGCAAACGAUCCCACUUUGUUGAUAAUGUACACUAUAUUGCCAAAAGUAUUUGGCCAUCCAUCCAAACGAUGAGAAUCGGGUGCCCUAAUCACUUGGGCCGGUGUAUAAAAUCAAGCACUUAGGCAUGGAGACUGUUUCUACAAACAUUUGUGAAAGAAUGGGCCACUCUCAGUGAUUUCCAGCGUGGAACUGUCACAGGAUGCCACCUGUGCAACAGAUCCAGUCGUGAAAUUUCCUUGGUCCUAAAUAUUUUAAAGUCAACUUUAUUAUAAGAAAAGUGAAGAGUUUGGGAACAACAGCAACUCAGCCACCAAGUGGUAGGCCACGUAAACUGCCAGAGAGGGGUCAGCAGAUGCUGAAGUGCAUAGUGCAAAGACUUUCUGUUGCUACAGAGCUCCAAACUUCAUGUGACCUUCCAAUUAGCCCACGUACAGUACGCAGAGAGCUUCAUAGAAUGGGUUUCCAUGGCCGAGCAGAUGAAUCUAAGCCAUGCAUCACCAAGUAAAAUGCAAAGCGUGGGAUGCAGUGGUGUAGAGCAGUGGAGACGCCUUCUCUGGAGUGAUGAGUCACGCUUUUCCAUCUGGCAAUCUGAUGGACCAGUCUGGGUUUGGAGGUUGCCAGGAGAACGCUUCAUUUCGGACUGCAUUGUGCCGAGUGUGAAAUUUGGUGGAGGAGGAAUUAUGGUGUGGGGUUGGUUUUUCAGGAGUUGGGCUUGGCCGCUUAGUUCCAGUGAAAGGAACUUCGAAUGCUCCAGGAUACCAAAAACAUUUUGGACAAUUCGAUGAGAUGGCACUUCAAGAUCAUAAGUGAGUAAAGGCAGGUGGCCACAUACUUUUGGCAAUAUAGUGCAGAUCUCUCUUGUAAUCUCACCUGUAACGCUCAUUUUUUUACAAGAUAUGGAUCUGACACACCCUUGUAUAGAUACAGUAAAAUUAACAAUAGUUAAGUUUACUCUUUAUUGCUUAUGCAAGAAUACAGAAGACAUUUGAAAAAUAAUACUAACCACUAGCUAAUUAACAGUAAGUGGUACUACUAUUACGAAUACAUAUUGUAUUGUUAUUGCUUUGUGUACAAAUGUAUAUCCAGCUCACCUAUGUCUUUACAACACUAAAAUGUUACUUAUAAGUAUUGAUUUCUAUUUGGCACAGCUGUUUGCAAUGAUGACCUUUACUUGACCUUGUAUUUUUAUUCGCACAUCGUAUUUUUUUUAAAUAAUAAAUCAACUUACAAAUGAA
Nerophis lumbriciformis (worm pipefish) is the source of this 6946-nucleotide messenger RNA. RefSeq names its product quattro b (gene quob). The record is from RefSeq and is a predicted model, not a curated record. Gene Ontology annotation, molecular function: guanyl-nucleotide exchange factor activity. NCBI's taxonomy places the organism in Eukaryota, Metazoa, Chordata, Actinopteri, Syngnathiformes, Syngnathidae.